This is a messenger RNA of Centruroides sculpturatus (bark scorpion), 498 nucleotides long. Its product is annotated as protein kinase C beta type-like. Lineage: Eukaryota; Metazoa; Arthropoda; Arachnida; Scorpiones; Buthidae. The record is from RefSeq and is a predicted model, not a curated record. The transcript is spliced from 6 exons. Bases 1 to 498 code for a protein of 165 amino acids. Gene Ontology annotation, molecular function: ATP binding; protein serine/threonine kinase activity. Gene Ontology annotation, biological process: protein phosphorylation.
AUGGGAAAGAAUACCGUACAUAGAAAUGAAACCCAAGUGAACAGAAUAUGUCAAAUGACUAAAGUUUACAUGGAUACAGAUCAAACUGGAAGAUAUGCCGAAUUAUUAAGGAACGGAUUAGAGGGUUUAGGCAAGCAGGGAUGUCAGUGUCAAGCUUGCAGCUUUGUGGUUCAUAAAAGGUGUCAUGAAUUGGUCAAGUUUACUUGUUCUGGAGUUGACAAAGGGGAUGUCAGGACGAAACACAAUUUUCUUGCCAAUACUUUCUUCACUCCCACUUUCUGCGAACAUUGUGGUUCUCUACUUUAUGGCCUCAUCUAUCAAGGACUCAAAUGCAAAGCAUGUAAUAUGAUCGUCCAUAAACGAUGCCAAGAAAAUGUUCCGAAUCUUUGCGGAUGUGAUUAUGCUGGAAAAGAGGGAAGGAUAAAAUUAACUGCUAAACCUAACGAAGAACUGGCGGUUCUGGCGUUGGCUGCCGCUCAAGAAGAUGAAGAAGUGUGA